Molecule: messenger RNA, 615 nt
Organism: Chelmon rostratus (copperband butterflyfish)
Lineage: Eukaryota; Metazoa; Chordata; Actinopteri; Chaetodontiformes; Chaetodontidae
Product: histone H1-like
Exons: 1
Coding region: 1-615 (204 amino acids)
Biological process (GO): nucleosome assembly
Cellular component (GO): nucleosome
Molecular function (GO): structural constituent of chromatin; DNA binding
Source: RefSeq, a predicted model, not a curated record
AUGGCAGAAGUAGCACCAGCUCCAGCCGCCGCUCCGGCGAAAGCAGCCAAGAAGAAGGCGGCAACCAAGCCCAGGAAAGCCGGUCCCAGUGUCAGCGAGCUUAUCGUCAAAGCUGUGGCCGCAUCCAAGGAGCGCAGCGGCGUGUCUGCAGCUGCCCUCAAGAAGAACUUGGCUGCCGGAGGCUACGAUGUGGACAAGAACAAGUCCCGCGUCAAGAUCGCCAUCAAGAGUCUGGUGGCGAAGGGGACUCUGGUCCAGACCAAGGGGACCGGGGCGUCCGGAUCCUUCAAGAUGAACAAGAAGGUGGCCGAGCCCAAAGCCAAGAAGCCCGCAGCUAAGAAAGCCGCUCCUAAAGCCAAGAAGCCCGCAGCAAAGAAAGCCGCAGCGGCCAAAAAGCCCAAAGCAGCGGCAGCCAAGAAGCCAGCAGCCGCCGCUAAGAAAUCCCCGAAAAAGGCCAAGAAACCCGCAGCGGCAGCUAAGAAAGCAACCAAGAGCCCCAAGAAGGCCAAGAGUCCCAAGAAAGUGGCAGCAAAGAAGCCCGCAGCAGCCAAGAAAGCUCUCGCUAAGAAGGCUGCAAAGCCCAAAGCCAAGAAAGUAGCACCCAAGAAGAAGUGA